GGGGGCUUCUGCUGAGAUGGCCACAGGACUCCAGGUUCCCCUGCCGCAGCUGGCCACAGGACUGCUGCUUCUCCUCAGUGUCCAGCCCUAGGCUGAGAGUGGGAAGGUGCUGGUGGUGCCCACUGAUGGCAGCCACUGGCUCAGCAUGCGGGAGGCCGUGCAGGAGCUCCAUGCCAGUGGCCACCAGGCGGUGGUCCUCACCCCGGAGGUGAAUAUGCACAUCAAAGAAGAGAACUUUUUCACCCUGACAACCUAUGCCAUUUCGUGGACCCAGGACGAAUUUGAUCGCCUUUUGCUGGAUCACACUCAAUCACUCUUGGAAACAGAACAUCUUCUGAUGAAAUUUUCUAGAAGAAUGGCAAUUAUGAACAAUAUGUCUUUGAUCAUACAUAGGUGUUGUGUGGAGCUACUGCAUAAUGAGGCCCUGAUCACGCACCUGAAUGCUACUUCCUUUGUUGUGGUUCUAACAGACCCCUUUCACCUCUGUGGGGCGGUGCUGGCUAAGUACCUGUCGAUACCUGCUGUGUUUUUUUUGAGGAGCAUUCCAUGUGAUUUAGACUUUAAGGGCACACAGUGUCCAAACCCUUCCUCCUAUAUUCCUAAGUUACUAACGACCAAUUCAGACCACAUGACAUUCCUGCAAAGGAUCAAGAACAUGCUCUACCCUCUGGCCCUGUCCUACAUUUGCCAUGCUGUUUCUGCUCCUUAUGCAAGCCUUGCUCUGAGCUUUUUCAGAGAGAGGUGUCAGUUGUGGAUCUUGUCAGCCAUGCAUCUGUGUGGCUGUUCUGAGGGGACUUUGUGAUGGACUACCCCAGGCCAAUCAUGCCCAACAUGGUCUUCAUUGGGGGCAUCAACUGUGCCAACAGGAAGCCACUAUCUCAGGUCUGUAUUGGUGCCUUCAUUCCAAUCAAUGUUCCAGGCAAAACACUUUUUAAAAAAUGUAUUUACUUACAAGUGCUUCCAUAUCUACUUAUCUUUCCAAAGAUUUCAUUUCUGCUUCUCAUUGUUGUAAUAGUUUUCAGUGAGAUAAACUGUUGAAUGGUCAAUGGUAGUGCAGUUCAGGGUUUCAAUGGCCACUGAAAGGAAGGAGAGGCAGGGACGAGGAUCUGUCAAAGGAUGGACAAGAGUGGUGUGACUCACGGAGACUGUUCGUUUGUAAAAGCACCAUCUUCAUGGCUGUGGAUGUGCUUCAGCUGGGCAGGAGCAGGGACACUACACUGAGAACUGAUCCAUCCAAUCUUGCUUGCAAGAUUUUCAGUAGAAAGGAGGAAGGAAUAGAAAUUUACAAUUGUUGACAUGACAAUUUUUAGUGGUCCCAUCUUGCAAAAGAUAGAGAGGUGACCACAGGAGACCUAAGCACUCAGAGGAAGUAGAGGUUUCAGAGAGGUUGACUCAGUUCAGUGGAAUUGGGCCAAUGUAGGUGCAACGGAUGUCUGUGAUCAGAGAAUGAAACACAGAGUUCAGUUUCCAGAGAGGGAGUGUUGGAUUGUAAUAGGAGAAUGUUUCUUGUGAAGACACUACUUAAAAAAAAUUCUUACUAGGUUAACUUCAUGGUCUAAUACCAAAGUGUCCAAUAGAAAUAUCAUGUAAACCACAUACAUAAUUUAAACUUUUCUAGUGGGCGUGUUAAACACCAGCAAAAAGAAACCACUAAAAUUAAUUUGAGUGAUGCAUUUUAUUUAACCAUAUGUAUCGCAAAUAUUAUCCUUUCAACAUGUGAACUAUUUAACGUAGCUUUUUUUGUUGUUAAGUCUUCAAAAUCUAGCAUAUAUUUGACACUUACAGUAUGUCUCAAUUUGGAAUAGCCACAUUUCAAGUGCUCAAUAUUCAUAUGUAGUUAGUGACAACAAUAUGGUCAAUGUUUAUAAAUGUUGCAUGGACAAAACCAACAUUCUAUCUUUCAAUUUUUCUAUCUUUUUUUUAUUCUUUUGAGAUGGAGUCUUGCUCUGUCACCCAGUCUGGAGUGCAGUGGUGGGAUCUCGGCUCACUGCAACCUCCACCUCCCAGGUUCAACUGAUUCUCCUGCCUCAGCCUCCCAAGUAGCUGGAGCUACAGGUGCAUGGCACCACAUCCAGCUAAGGUUUUUUUUUUUUUGUAUUUUAUAUGGAGAUGGAGUUUCAUCAUAUUGGCCAGGCUGAUCUUGAAUGCCUCAUCUCAAGUGAUUCACUCAGCUCUGCCUCCGAAAGUCCUGGGAUUACAGGCGCGAGCCACCACACCUAGGCAAUUUUUCUAUCUUUUAAAAGACCCUCUACUGAAUCUGCCCAAUUCUGUGAAGGAUGUCUUUUAAAAAAUCCCCUUACAUAACAAAUUCUGCUCAAGUUAUAGUUCGGUUCUUGAAUAGGUUUUGCUUUAUACAUAGUGAUUAGAUUGGUGCAUGUAGGUUUGAGACUUGUAUUUUCUUCACAUAGUUUCCUGUUAUCAUUAAAUAAUAAUCCUUAAAAUACAUUUUAUCUGAUAUCAGUAAUGUGACUCCUAUGUUAUUUUUUGAAUUCCCCAUCUCUUUUAAUUUGAAAAUGAUUUGUGUGCAAGUGGGUAGCUCACACCUGUAAUUUCAGCCCUUUGGGAGACCGAGGGAGGAGGAUUGCUUGAGCCCAGGAGUCUGAGAGCAGCCUGGGCAACAUGCUGAGACUCCGUCUCUACAAAAAAUUAAAAAAUUAUCCAGGUGUGAUGGCGCACACCUGUGGUCCCAGCUACUCGGGAGGCUGAGGCAGGAGGAUCACUUGAUCCCAGGAGGUGGAGGCUGCAGUGUGCCAUGUUCACGCCACCUCACUCCAGCCUGAGUGACAGAGCGAGGCCCCAUCUCAAAAAAAUAAAAAUUUAUUUGGAAUGUGAAAAUCUUGUUUUAAAGUUAGAAAACAUUUUUUUAAAACUCCAAUAUGAAAAGCUGGGUGCAGUAGCUUGUGCCUGUGGCCCCAGCUACUUGGGAGGCUCAGGUGGGAGGAUCAUUGAGCUCAGGAGUUUCAGCUCUUGUGGUUUGUUGACUGACUGACUGAUUGACUGAUUGAUUGAUUUAAAACACAGCAAAACCCAAAAUGACUUUAAUCUGAUAGUUUCUUUUGAUGUCAGCAUUCUGAUUCUGUCCAUUCUUAGUUGUAUUCUUUCCACUGGGUGUAAGCUCAUUCCUUUAACAGACAUUUAGUUUUUCCAUCUUAGUUUUGGAAUUCCAAGGCCCCUUUCCAUUUCCAUGGACACGCAGUGCAGCGUCUUCAAGUCUCUAAUUCUUACAUCUGUCUCUUUCACUUGCAAGAGCCCUUGUGAUUGCAUUGUCCCGCCCGGACAUCCAGCAUAAUCUCCCCAUGUCAAAACCCUUAAUAUAAUCACAUCUAUAAAGUCUCUUCCACCUGUAAUGGAAUAUAUUCCCAGGUUUGAGCAACUACAAUGUAGAUACUUUGUGGGGCUGUGAUUCUGCCUACCACAGACACUAAGCUUAAAGUGAAACCCACAUCUUAUUCAAAACUUGGAGGUUUUCCUUCAUUUGGCCAUUUAAAUUUAAUUUUUGUUUCUGUCCUCCAUAGUCUUCUAUUCUCCAGGCUUCAGAGCUCUCAGCUUACCAUUCAAUUAUCUCCUUUCUCUCCUUAUCUUCCUUUUUUCAUUUUUUAAAAACAAUACUUUCAAAGAGCAAAAAUUUUAGAAUUUGAUGAGGUUUAUUCUAGUGAAGUUUUUAUCGUUUGUACUUUUUGUACCCUAAGGAAGCUUUGUCUACCCCAAGAUAUAGUUUCUACGUUCUCUUAAAAACACUAAAGAGUUCCAGUUGAUAUGUUUAGCUCUGUGAGAUUGGGAGAGGGGAGCUAGAUCACUCAGGUCAGGCUUUCGGGAUGCCUUUUUCUGUCUCUGGACGUUGCUGGGGUGACCUCACUGACACCCAUGGCUUCAGCUACCACAUAUGCUGAUGGCUCCAAGUCUAUCUGUGCAGCCCAGACCCCUCCUCAUCUCCAGACCCUGGAAGCUGAUGCCUUGGGCAGCUCCUCCUAUUUCCCAGGCACCAGGAAUGUGAGCUUCUCCCUCCCCACAGUCCUGCUGUCCUCAGGGCCCCUAUGUCUCUGAAGGCACCACCAUCUUCCAAGAUACAUGGGCCUCCCCAGGGUCUAGGAGUGCCAGACACGUAACUAGAAAUGAGAUGGCAUCACUGUCUAAAUAAAACACCACUACAUGGAAAUAGAACACCACUACAUGGAAAUAGAACAUGGGAGCCCCUUGAAUGUGGCAAGAGCACCCUCCCAGGCAUGUUCCACCCUCACCCCGGGCUCAUCAGGAGGGUUCUUAAGAUGCAGACAGUUUUAAGGGGGUUGGAGGAAUAGUUGAGAGGCUGAGAUGUUGCACCCACAGCUGAGAAUCCCUUUCUAGCACUCUGUGUCCUCACAAAUCCCCAGAAAUCAUCCUCCCCUGGGGAGUUCUCAAGCCCUUACAGACCUGUCCUCUCUGUGCCAUCCUGCAUAUGCCUCCCUUGAGCUGGGUGUCCCUCUGAUGGACGCAUCCAUUCACUGCCUGUCCCAUGGGUUGUGUCCAAAGGUGGAAUCUGUUAUCAAUGUGGAUUUCUAAUGGGAGUAACUUCCUCCAUAAGGGAAGCCUCAGCCUCACCAGCAACGGCGGACAUGGCCAGGCAUGUAGACACAGAGGUAGUGAGAUGGAAAGUGGGCACAGCCCAGAGAGCCUGCCCACCUCAUCCUGGGGCGACCAGGACAAGGAAGCAACAGCAAUCUUGCGAGCACAUGUAGGAGUGACUUUCUGGAGCAGGACGAGCCUCAUGGGCGUGAGACCAUUGUGAGUGCUCAGGGUCUCCCCUAGAAAGGCACACGUUUAAUUCUCCAUUUUGAAAUUUGAAGCAGUGCCCCCACAAAUUAUGCAGCCCGUUCUGUUCUGGAGGAACCAUUCUUAUCAGAACUUGGUGCUGGAUUGACUUGGAGAAAAGCCUGACCAUAAUCUUCAGGAUGAAAUAAAGGCCUGGAUGAAUGGAUACUCCAGUCUCUAUGCAGACUUGCAGAAGACUGGAGCCUUUGGCAUUCAGAAGAGGAAUUCAGACUGUGCAAGAUCUGAGGCCAGGCUCCAGCUCCCCAGGUCCCUUGGUGAGCAGGAGCUCCCUGAACCCACCGUGGGUCCUUGCUAGGGUUGUCUUGCCCAUGUGUGCUUUAGACAGCAUCACCUCUUAUUCCAUGGUGUAGAUGGAGAAUUCUCAAUAAAGCCUUCCAAAGAAUAUGAUCAUCACAUCUUGAGCUCAGCCUCCCCGCAGCUUUUUUUUAUAUUGACAGCCACUUCAGAGAGAGUCCUCUUUGAGCUUUACAAGAAAUAUCCUGGUGUGAAAAAAGACCAAAACCAGAUAGCCAGCCUGAACACUCUCUGUUUAGAGAAAGCUGGCUUAGCAAUGUUGUAUGUCUUUUGGAUGUGCUGUGUUAUUCAUAUAUGAGAAGAAAGAGUUUCAAGGGUUAGCAAAUAGCGUCACAUUCAGCAGAGAACAUGUGGUUGGGGACUAGGGCAAUGGUGACUCCUCAGACCUCAGCUGCAGCCUGAUAAAUGUGGUUAACAGAGUAGAAGGCAGUGACAUGAAAUGGGUGUCCACAGCCUUGUGCUGGGAAUUGAAUGAGAAAGAAGAGCUUGAACUUGGAUGUUCCCCAGAGGCAGCACAGGGUCAGAUGAGUUUUUCAAGAUAGGCAUGAUCGGUCUUACUCAGGGCGGGGCCCAUAAUGAAAGGCAAUGAUAGAUUAACAGGUAAUAAAUAACUGGAAGAGGGCAUUCUGUCUUCCAAUUACAUGCUGAUUUGCUAGGUGGCUCAAUGACAAGGUAAUUAAGGCGAAGGAAACAAAUGUAGCAGGCACAGCGUGGGGUGGACAGUCAGCUGUCGGUGGCUUCUGCUGAGAUGGCCAGAGGACUCCAGGUUCCCCUGCCGCGGCUGGCCACAGGAGUGCUGCUCCUCCUCAGUGUCCAGCCCUGGGCUGAGAGUGGGAAGGUGCUGGUGGUGCCCACUGAUGGCAGCCACUGGCUCAGCAUGCGGGAGGCCUUGCGGGAGCUCCAUGCCAGAGGCCACCAGGCGGUGGCCCUCACCCCAGAGGUGAAUAUGCACAUCAAAGAAGAGAACUUUUUCACCCUGACAACCUAUGCCAUUUCGUGGACCCAGGACGAAUUUGAUCGCCUUUUGCUGGGCCACACUCAAUCGUUCUUUGAAACAGAACAUCUUCUGAAGAGAUAUUCUAGAAGUGUGGCAAUUAUGAACAAUGUAUCUUUGGUCCUUCAUAGGUCUUGUGUGGAGCUACUGCAUAAUGAGGCCCUGAUCAGGCACCUGAAUGCUACUUCCUUUGAUGUGGUUCUAACAGACCCCUUUCACCUCUGCGGGGCGGUGGUGGCUAAGUACCUGUCAAUUCCUGCUGUGUUUUUUUUGAGGAACAUUCCAUGUGAUUUAGACUUUAAGGGCACACAGUGUCCAAAUCCUUACUCCUAUAUACCUAAGUAUCUAACGACCAAUUCAGACCACAUGACAUUCCUGCAAAGGGUCAAGAACAUGCUCUACCCUCUGGCCCUGUCCUACCUUUGCCAUGCUCUUUCUGCUCCUUAUGCAAGCCUUGCCUCUGAGCUUUUUCAGAGAGAGGUGUCAGUGGUGGAUCUUGUCAGCCAUGCAUCUGUGUGGCUGUUCCGACGGGACUUCGUGAUGGACUACCCCAGGCCAAUCAUGCCCAACAUGGUCUUCAUUGGGGGCAUCAACUGUGCCAACAGGAAGCCACUAUCUCAGGUCUGUAUUGGUGCCUUCAUCCAAUCAAUGUUCCAGGCAAAACACUUUUUAAAAAAUGUGUUUACUUAAAAGUGUCUUCGUAUCUACUUAUCUUUCCAAAGAUUUCAUUUCUGCUUCUCAUUGUUGUAAUAGUUUUCAGUGAGAUAAACUGUUGAAUGGUCAAUGGUAGUGCAGUUCAGGGUUUCAAUGGCCACUGAAAGGAAGGAGAGGCAGGGACGAGGAUCUGUCAAAGGAUGGACAAGAGUGGUGUGACUCACGGAGACUGUUCGUUUGUAAAAGCACCAUCUUCAUGGCUGUGGAUGUGCUUCAGCUGGGCAGGAGCAGGGACACUACACUGAGAACUGAUCCAUCCAAAUUUUGCUUGCAGGAUUUUCAGUAGAAAGGAGGAAGGAAUAGAAAUUUACAAUUGUUGACGUGACAAUUUUUAGUGGUCCCAUCUUGCAAAAGAUAGAGAGGUGACCACAGGAGACCUAAGCACUCAGAGGAAGUAGAGAUUUCAAAGAAGUUGACUCAGUUCAGUGGAAUUGGGCCAAUGUAGGUACAAUGGAUGUCUGUGAUCAGAGAAUGAAACACAGAGUUCAGUUUCCAGAGAGGGAGUGUUGGAUUGUAAUAGGAGAAUGUUUCUUGUGAAGACACUACUUAAAAAAAAUUCUUACUAGGUUAACUUCAUGGUCUAAUACCGAAGUGUCCAAUAGAAAUAUCAUGUAAACCACAUACAUAAUUUAAACUUUUCUAGUGGGCGUGUUAAACACCAGCAAAAAGAAACCACUAAAAUUAAUUUGAAUAAUGCAUUUUAUUUAACCAGAUGUAUCCCAAAUAUUAUCCUUUCAACAUGUGAACUAUUUAACGUAGCUUUUUUUGUUGUUAAGUCUUCAAAAUCUAGCAUAUAUUUGACACUUACAGUAUAUCUCAAUUUGGAAUAGCCACAUUUCAAGUGCUCAAUAUUCAUAUGUAGUUA
Pan troglodytes (chimpanzee) is the source of this 7676-nucleotide messenger RNA. Its product is annotated as UDP-glucuronosyltransferase 1A5-like. The record is from RefSeq and is a predicted model, not a curated record. Lineage: Eukaryota; Metazoa; Chordata; Mammalia; Primates; Hominidae. The transcript has a single exon. Bases 5852 to 6787 code for a protein of 311 amino acids. Gene Ontology annotation, molecular function: UDP-glycosyltransferase activity.